CCUUGCGCCCGCUCGCUUGUUUCUUGACCACGAAGAACUUGAUUCGCGGAGAUGGUGAAGCAGACGAUCCAGAUUUAUGCCCGGGUGAAACCUUUGGGCAAGAGGCAGACCCUCGGGAUAUAUUCAGUUGAUGAAAAUGAGACAUCAGGAUUUGGUCUGGAAAUUAUUGUACCACGUGAUUUGUCGGAUGGAUUUGUCAAUAACAAACGAGAAAGCUAUAAGUUUAAAUUUCAGAAAGUAUUUGAUCAGGAAUCAAAACAAGAUGAUAUUUUUGAAACUAUUGCCAAGCCAGUUGCAGAAUGUGCUCUGUCUGGUUAUAAUGGAACUAUAUUUGCCUAUGGACAAACUGGCAGUGGCAACUUUACAAUCACUGGGGGAGCAGAACGUUACAGUGAUCGGGGGAUAAUUCCACGGACCCUGUCUUACAUAUUUCAGAGGUUGCAAAAGGAUAUCAGUAAGGUUUAUAACCAUAUUUCUUACUUAGAAAUUUACAAUGAGUGUGGUUAUGAUCUGCUAGAUCCACGGCACGAAGCCUCCAACCUGGAAGGACUUACCAAAGUGACAAUAAUGGAGGAUCCUGAUCAGAACAUUCACACUGAAACAUCUCUCUUUGCAGCAAGCACCAAUGAAGAAGAAGCUCUGAAUCUGCUUUUCUUAGGUGACACAAACAGGAUGAUUGCAGAGACUCCAAUGAAUCAAGACUCCACACGUUCACAUUGCAUUUUCACCAUUCAUAUCUCAAGCAAAGAACCGGGAUCAGCAACCAUUCGGCGUUCCAAGCUACACUUAGUGGACCUGGCUGGUUCAGAGCGUGUUGGGAAGACUGGAGUGGGAGGCCAGCAACUGACAGAGGCCAAAUAUAUCAAUCUGUCUCUUCAUUAUUUGGAACAGGUAAUCAUUGCUCUGUCAGAAAAAAACAGAUCUCACAUCCCCUACAGAAACUCCAUGAUGACUUCAGUACUAAGAGACAGCCCUGGGAGGGAAUUGCAUGACAACAUGAGUGCAACGCUCUCGGUAGAAAAAAGGACAUAGAUGUAUGAAUCUAUAUCAACCUGUAGAUUUGCUCAGCGAGUUGCUGUUAUUAAGAAUGAAGCUGUUCUAAAUGAAGAAAUUGAUCCUGGAUUGAUGAUUAUGCGUCUGAAGAAGGAAAUCCAGGAAUUAAAAAAUGAAUUGGCCAUGGUGACUGGUGAACAAAGAUUUGAAGAACUCUCAAAAGAAGAGCUGCUAGAAUUAGAUGACCAGUUAAAGAAUUUGGAAGAUACUGAUCCUGAAAACAUUUUGGAAAUUGGGGCUGACAUGCGGAAGAUAAAAUACUGUUUCAGCCACUUAAAAAGACUGGUAAAUGAUGCAAAACUUCCUGGCAAUCAAUUACCAGAUGUUCAGGAAGAUAAAAGUGCUGGUACUGUAAUUGGCAAUGAAGAGUUAAAGAAACUAAAGGAUCUUUUGCAGCAACGAGAUAAUGAAAUCAAUAUUUUAGUAAAUAUGGUUAAAGAAAGAAAAAAAGGAAAAACACAAGAUGCCCGUCUCAGUGCUUCAUCCAAGGAAAUCUCAGCUACAGAAAGUUCCUAUGAUUUGAAAAACAUGGAGACUGAGCAGAUGUUGCCUGUCAUUUUGGAAACAAAAUCUAAUUCUCACUCAAAAAAGGCCAAGGUCAUGGGAAAAGAAAUGUCACUUGGACGCCAAGAAGCCUUUGAAAUUUUCAAAAGAGAUUAUGUAGAUAGCAUAACUAUUGAAGACAAUAAACAACUCCUUAAACAAAGGUUUGCUGAAGCCAAAUCUUUGGGACAAAAAGUAAAUGAUGUAAGAAAUCAAAUCAAUCAUCUGAAAGAGGAGAUAAUCCAGAGGCACAUGCAAAAGGCAGCACAAGCUCUAAUCAGUCCUCGAGAAAUGAAUCAACCUGAUCCAGUAGAAGAGGGACUUCGAUCACAAAUUGAACAGAAAAAAAUAAGUUAUAAAACAAUGUUUACUCACUUGAAAGGGCUGAAGAUAGAGAUUGAACACUUGCAGCUCCUCAUGGAAAAAGCAAAAGUGAAGUUGCAAAAAGAUUUUGAAGCUUGGUGGUCUGAGGAAACAAAAAGCUUGCAGAGCCAAGAAGAAACUCCACUUUUGCAGAAUUCAACCAGUGUUCUAAAGACUCUUCCCUUGUUUUUUGAAAAUCAGCUAUAUCCAGGUACUCUCAGGGUUCCAAAUAACAGUAGAGCCAGCUCCAAUGAACAGUCAACUGUGCAGAGCAGUGUGAGCAGACUCAGCAACUCAAAUUCACAAAUGAGGAUUUCACAAGAUCCAAGCUCUACCAUCCCUUUCACAGGAGAUCGUCAAACUGAUGCUGAUAUUAUAGCUUUCAUUAGAGCUAGAAAGAACCUCUUACAUAAAAAAGGUAAUUCUUAUUCAAAUUGUUAGUUGACCAAUGAUAUGUACAAUAAGCUUUAAAAAUUCAGUGUUAUCAAGAUUUAUAAAAAUUAGAGAAUUACAUUGAAAUUAUUACAUAUUAUCAUUUAUAGUGUUUUCCCCCUCUUUUCUCUCUCAACAUAUUUGUUUUGGCUUUUAGAUGGUAUAGUCUUUCGAAAACAACGUAUCCUUUUAUAAUUUAUAAAUAAUGUGAUAUAAUUAAAAAAGCAAAUUUCCUCUGCCAUUGUAUUAUGUUAUACCUUAGAUUUUACUUGUGGUGAACCUGAAAGGAGCUGAAAGAAAACCAAAUAAGGUCUUUCACAAAGUGUCUUUCACAGGUGGGGUAAAUUGAAAGGGGCUAAGUAGGGGUCUCAAACUGGCGGCCUGCAGGCUGGAUGCAUCAUGCGCAGGCCACACCCACCUAGCUCCACAAAGGAAAAAUGUGAUAUGUCACAUGAUGCAAUUAAGUUUGAUACCCAUCAGCUAAAAGGUUUGUAAGAAAUAUGUUGUAGUGGAAUCGAAAAGCAGGAAAACAGUGAGUGGGAAAUCAAGAUGAAAUUAGAUAGAUUUGAAGUAUUGAAGGCAUACAGUUACCAGAGUGAUUCAAGGUCACUUCAGAUGAGUUGGUGUAGAAAUCAUUUUACAGAGAAAAAAACAUAGUGUGGAAUUUGUCUAACCAAUAACUAGUAGAAGAGAAUGACCCAAUGUGGUCUACUAAAUUCAGAAUUUACUUCCUCAGAGGAAGUUUUUUUAUUGUCUCUUUUGAAUGAUGUGUAAAUGUGGUUUAUAUCUAUGUUGAUGGCUGAUUUGUCUGAAUGCGAAGCUUCCAGGAAUUCCCUGGGAUUUGGGGAUUUAGUUUGGUCUACUCUAGAAUGCUUAAAGGUUUCCAACUGAAACUAUGGUUGAGUCUGCCCAUGUAUUGUGAAAACUGGGGGAGUUUGCAUCAUGUCUUCUGAUUAGUUGGAAGUUGACUAGUUGGCUGAAAUGUAUGAAAAGCUGCUUUCAUAUUGUGAAAAUAAUUUAAAAUAUUCUUGAAACCAGAGAGCAAAGGAAUAUUUUAAUAUCUUGCAUCCCUGACAAUGCCUCUAUAGACAUUAAUAUAUUGUAGAAUAUUGAAUUAAUAAGCAAACAAUAAUAUUCUAUUUAGCCAAUUUGAUAGAAUCUGAGAAUGCUAAUAUGGAGAAUGACAAGUAAAUAUUGGGAAUUAUUUUUGUGGGUAGAAGCUCUAUCAGAGAAGCUAUCUUUUCAAAUAUCAAUGAAAAGUAGAAAAUUGGGUGUUCCAUCAGGAUGUUCUGCUACACUGUAUGUCAAGCUCAAGGCCCGGGGGGUGGAAACAGUGAAGGAUUGGCCUGCAGUACCUCUGCCAAUGAAAACGGAGCUAGGGAGGGCUGCAUGCGGCUGUCUCGAGCUUCAUUUUUUCUGACAUAGGGUUGCAGAAGGCCAUUGCAGCCGAAACGGAGCUCGGGAGCCCAUUUUUGCUGGCAGAGAACUUCGGCCACCAAAGGGAUGAAUGACAUUGAGCUGGCCACAACCACCCUGGCUAUGACCACCCAGGACCCCCAAGGUCAGAGGGCCACAACUCCCCCUGACACCCCUGCCUUAGACCAUAAAACAAAAUCAUUUUGUUUUAAGAAAUAAGAAAUUAACAUUCAUAUUCAUAUUGUGAACCAUUGAUACUUCUCAAAUCUAGUGACUCAAAAGUAGGCUGGGAUAAUAUCCUAAAAGAUGGAGAAAAUGAUAAGUAAAAAUCAUAGAAAGUUAACAUAUUCAAAUUAACCAAA
Thamnophis elegans (Western terrestrial garter snake) is the source of this 4169-nucleotide messenger RNA. RefSeq names its product kinesin family member 6 (gene KIF6). Gene Ontology annotation, molecular function: ATP binding; microtubule binding; microtubule motor activity. Gene Ontology annotation, biological process: microtubule-based movement. NCBI's taxonomy places the organism in Eukaryota, Metazoa, Chordata, Lepidosauria, Squamata, Natricidae. The record is from RefSeq and is a predicted model, not a curated record.